Messenger RNA from Nicotiana attenuata, 673 nucleotides. RefSeq names its product chorion class high-cysteine HCB protein 13-like. The record is from RefSeq and is a predicted model, not a curated record. The transcript has a single exon. Lineage: Eukaryota; Viridiplantae; Streptophyta; Magnoliopsida; Solanales; Solanaceae. Bases 134 to 463 code for a protein of 109 amino acids.
AGUAAAGCAAUAGGGUAUGAACAAUUCGUCAUGUUGCAGCUGAGAGAAAAAAGAAUGAUCAAUCGUAAUCGGUCGGGAGCUUUACUAUAUAUAUAGCCUUUAAGGUAGUUAGUAGUUGACAAGCAUAUUUAGUAUGGAGUCAGCCUAUAUUGCGUUCAUAGUCUGCAGUUCUGUGAUCCUCUUUUUGGUAUUUUUGUGCUGCCUAAGCUACAGAGAAAAGCAGAAGAAGAAAGGAGCUGGCGAUGUUGAAAUAGGUGCGAGGAACCCCAGAGCUGGCCUCGGAUUAAAAGACGGCCGUAUGGUUGUUUUGGCCGGCGCUGGAGCCGCUGUCGCCGGUGUAGCAGCAACGACGACAGUGGUGAGUAGCAACAGUGGUGGUGCUCACCAGGGUUGUUGUUGCGGCGGUGAUGGUAGUGGUUGCGGUGGUGGUGGUUGUGGCGGUUGUGGUGGAUGUGGAGGUUAAUUUGUUUUGAAUGCGAUUUAGUAUGCGUUAGUGGCAAUUUUCUCUUUUAUUGGUUUGUUUUCUCCUCUUUCCUUUUUUGUUUUCCGUUUAAUGAAGGUGUUGGACAAUGAAGAACUGAAAAUUGUGGACAUGUAAAAUGCUUGGAUUAACUAUAAUGAGUUAAUUACAAGCCUAUGGUAAUAAUGUUGCUAUCCAAAUGACGUUUACUAA